Fraxinus pennsylvanica is the source of this 474-nucleotide messenger RNA. The record is from the annotation of a GenBank genome assembly. Lineage: Eukaryota; Viridiplantae; Streptophyta; Magnoliopsida; Lamiales; Oleaceae.
AUGGGCUGCAAUGGAGGUCUAAUGGAUAAUGCGUUUGAGUUCAUCAUCAAGAACCACGGACUUACAACUGAAUCUAAUUACCCAUACGCCGGAACAGACAACACUUGCAACAGUAAGAAGGAAUCCUCCCAUGCUGCCACGAUUACAGGAUAUGAGGAUGUUCCAGCUAAUAGCGAGUCAGCAUUGCUUAAAUCCGUGGCUAAACAACCAGUAUCUGUUGCCAUUGAUGCUAGUGGAUCAGACUUCCAGUUCUAUAAGAGUGGAGUUUUCACUGGAGAAUGCGGGACUGAUCUAGACCAUGGCGUUACAGCAGUUGGUUAUGCAACAGCUAGCGACGGUACUAAGUAUUGGUUAGUUAAGAAUUCUUGGGGAACAAGUUGGGGUGAGAAUGGAUACAUUAGAAUGCAAAGGGACAUUGAUGCUGAGGAAGGACUCUGUGGCAUUGCCAUGCAAGCUUCUUAUCCAACGGCAUAA